AUGUUCAAUAGAUUAUCUUCCAUACUUCAUCUGGCGGUUGAAGCUACUACUACUCACGGUGAUUCUGUUGUGUCCUUAUGCCAGCUCAAUCCUACCGUACCACUUCAGGAGGAGUUUAUCCGUCACUGGAAGAUCAUCACAAACUAUUUUAUAGAAUGCACAGACGAGAAUAAGCCUGUAUCAGAAACGAAAAUACCAGAACACCUACAACAGAUGUUAACUGUUCUAAUAAAAGAAGAAAAAGAAGGUGUUGGCGAUGAAACGGGUCCAUGCAUGGAAUAUACUCUUCGCCAUAAAAUCUUGAAAGCAAUGGUAACUUUAGCCAUAGCUAAUAAAAUUUUAUGUAUGAUCGCCAAUACUGAGCUUGCUUUCUCAGAGAAUGAAGAAGUGGAAUUUGUAUGGGCUAUUUGCCAGCAAGUGCGCAAUGAUCCUUCCCUAGUUGAUUUAUUUAUACAGCCUCCUCGAAAAGGUGGUGCGUCUACUGCAGACAAUCCAAACAAUAACCAAGACGAAUUAUUAAUGGAUUCAAAUACGAAUGGGAGGCAUAGUUUGGUCGAAGCAUUAGUUAAACUUAGUAAAAGCGAGGACACGUUCGUUUUCGAAAGGGCUAGUGAAGGAUUAAUGCUCUGCACUUCACUACAAUCGGAACAAUCAGCUAUUUAUGUAGUAUUGUAUACGCGAUUCUGUGAUGUCGUGGCGGAAAAUCUGGUUAAACAAUAUAAAUUGAUACCUAGAAGAAUAGCCCCAGAUGAUGUACUAAACUGUCCUGCUAAAUGGGGUGGUAAAACUGUUAAAGAAGAAUUAAUUGGGGAAAACUUUCCAGGAAAACAGCAAUUAUUGUCUUUCUUGUCAUACUUGUAUUUUCUAGACAAACUAUGUGCACAAGCACAUCAGCUAGUUGCACGGGCGGUUGGUAAAUCUAUUCGAGAACAAUUCCUAAUUGCUAUCCUUGAACCAAGAUUGCUAGAACCAGCUGAAGAGGGCACUUUAACCAGUAUUGCUCAUUUAACUCGUUGUUUGAUUUUGAUACAAUCAGAAUAUCUUAUACACGAGUUUGCAGUAUUUAUUUUGGGCGAUAAUUUGGAACCGGAGAGAAGGCUGGGCCCAUCAGAAAAUCAAUUAAGACACAAGAUGAUUCAUCGAUGUGACCACUUAAAUGAAAAAAUUAGUGCGGCGUCCAUGAAGCUUUUCGAAGUAUUACUGCAAAAACCGGAUCAAUAUAUUUUAGAUAACCUUAUAAUCCGCAAUGUCAUUAAACGUAGUUACUAUGACUUAUCGAGCAAUGUCCACAGCUUCGCCAAGAUAGCAUUAAUAAAUAACUCAUUAGAGGGCAACAACGGACAGGACGAAGAAUAUACCCAGAAAGUCGUCAAUUGCUUCUUAUCCUUAAUGCCUGAUUUAACCAAGUCUUCCGAUGGAAGUCAAGACGAAUAUGAAACAUAUUUGAAAGAUGCUUACCGACAGCAUACUAGUCGAACCAUUCAAUCCAUUACGUGGAGCUGGCCCCAUGAGAUUAUUUCUAGCAUCAACCUGAAUGAGAGUGAUGAAUUUUAUGAAGGGGAAUUUUUAAAUGUUUUAUUUAAUAAAUUGCAAAGAAUAUUAGAUCAACCUUAUGAAGUGAAUUUACAAGUCACCUCUGUAAUCUCAGUAAUUGUUCAGUUUCACCACCCCUACUUACAUGAAUAUAUGUUGGAUCCAUUACUUCCAUUAAAAGAUGGUAGCCGAUCACUGUACACUGUGCUGCAGCAGAUUGUGAACGAAUUACAAAAACGUAUUGCUAGAAUACCUGAGUUUAAGAAAAUGGUUCAUAUUUCAAGGCAGUCAUUACUAGGAAGUGAAUUACCAAACACCAAUAGCCCCGUAAACAAAGAUUUAUUGGAAGGUACGAUCGUAUUAGAAGAAUUCUGUAAGGAGAUAGCCGCAAUAACCUACGUCAAGUCCAAGUCUCCUCUCAGGAAGUCGCAUAUCGAUUCAUGA
This is a messenger RNA of Trichoplax adhaerens, 1977 nucleotides long. RefSeq lists its product as uncharacterized. The record is from RefSeq and is a predicted model, not a curated record. Bases 1 to 1977 code for a protein of 658 amino acids. NCBI's taxonomy places the organism in Eukaryota, Metazoa, Placozoa, Uniplacotomia, Trichoplacea, Trichoplacidae. The transcript is spliced from 18 exons.